CCAAAACGGGCCGGGCCGCGGAAAGAAGGGAGGAAGCCGUGUAGAACGCGCUAAGGCAGGAACGGAGAACACGAACGAAGAGAGCAUGAGAGAGAAAACAUAAAAGCGACAGAUGGUUACGAUCGCAGUAUACAUUUGCAGGUGGUAAACUCGUGUGGGAAAUACAGUUGAGUUUAGGUUCCCACGAGUCGCUCGGCCCUGCUCCGAGUAUAAAAGCGGGACUCGGUACAAUUUUGUUUCAUUUCACAUCUCGUUCUCGUACCGUUCACAACGUACGUACAGCUCGUUUCGAAGUUUUACAAAGACGCACUCGUCUUUCGGAAUUUCAUCGCUAUCAGUUCAGUUUAGUGUGUGUUCGCUGGAGGAGUAACCAGUCGAAGAUAAACAAAAACAGUUUUUUUUCUGUUUCUGAGCGAGUGAGCAUUCCUCAAGAAAAAAAGUGAAGUGAAGUUAAGCAAAGUUCACAACAGAGCAAUACAGUCGAAAAGAGACACAGAAAAGUCGUGUGAAGUGAUCAACGUAAAAACGCAAAGUCAAACGGAAAACCACAAUGGUGUACGCAAACAUGGUAGCAGAGCCGUCGAUGGGCGGUAAAAUCGCUCAACCCAGUUCACUGGAACCGCUAUCCCGGACAUAUCAGUACCGUAAAGUGAUGAAGCCGAUGCUGGAACGGAAGCGUCGUGCUCGGAUCAACCGUUGCUUGGACGAGCUGAAAGAGCUGAUGGUUUGCGCUCUGCAGUCCGAGGGAGAAAACGUUUCGAAGCUGGAGAAGGCCGACAUCCUGGAGCUUACCGUUCGUCACUUCCACAAGCUACGCCGCCAGCAGCGCCUGACCGUCAAUCCAGCCAUCGAUGCCGACCGGUUCCGGGCCGGCUUUACCCAUGCCGCCAAUGAAGUAUCCCGCUGUCUAGCUUCCACGCCCGGAGUCGACAUCAAGCUUGGCACAAAGCUCAUGACCCACCUCGGUCACCGGCUGAACGAUAUGGACAAAGUGUCGCCCCUGUCCGUACAUGUCGAGCAGAACCUGCAGAGCCCUCCGAUCUCGCCGUUCUCAACCACCUCCUCCACCUCCGCAGUUGAUAUGCAAUCCUACCAGAUGCCACUGACCCCACAGUCGUUCCGUUCCGGCAGUGGCAACUCGAACAGUCCCUCGCCCAACCCUAGCGAGUGCUCGAAUGGUUCCGCCGCUGAUCAGUCCACUUCCGGCCUGCUCAAAAUUCAGGAAUCCGUGUGGCGGCCGUGGUAGAUCUCCAAAUUCAUCCAUCCAGCCACCGUUGAGUGGAACCGGUACCAGUGACAGCAAGACUUAUCACUCAAACGCAACCAAAUUCCUCAAUCCAGAGAUCUCAAGUGCCGCAUGCCACUGAAGGUGAGCAGGCAAAACAGAAGCGAAUGCAGUUGACAGUUAAUAAUUUCAUUCAAAACAAUCGUAUGGGUAUAGCUUUAAUAGGAGUUAGGACACUUUUUCACUCUAAUCGUUAAGGAGUUUGUGAUAUUACCGUUCUUUAGGGACUCUAGGUCUUAAGGUUAUCUUUUGUUAGUGUUUUUUCCGCUGAGAAAGAAUCUGUUUUAUUUCUGCAUUUUAGUUCAGAAGAAAUUUUUUUGCCAACCAGCAGCUAGACGUUUGUCGAGCAAGACUUAUUAGAUUGUUUAAAAAAAAUUGCGCAGUUCGCUGCAAUUGCUGUGAUUCACGAGAGCAAAACGAAACAGAAUCAAAAAACCGUUCUUUUUUCGCUACAAAAAAUCGAACAAUGUAAUAAAUAAACAAGAAAAACAAAUAUUUGAAAAAAUUAAA
Wyeomyia smithii (pitcher-plant mosquito) is the source of this 1795-nucleotide messenger RNA. RefSeq names its product enhancer of split mbeta protein-like. The transcript has a single exon. Gene Ontology annotation, biological process: regulation of neurogenesis; regulation of transcription by RNA polymerase II; anterior/posterior pattern specification. NCBI's taxonomy places the organism in Eukaryota, Metazoa, Arthropoda, Insecta, Diptera, Culicidae. The coding region runs from base 551 to 1246 and encodes 231 amino acids. Gene Ontology annotation, molecular function: protein dimerization activity; DNA-binding transcription factor activity, RNA polymerase II-specific; RNA polymerase II cis-regulatory region sequence-specific DNA binding. The record is from RefSeq and is a predicted model, not a curated record. Gene Ontology annotation, cellular component: nucleus.